Molecule: messenger RNA, 2742 nt
Organism: Serendipita indica DSM 11827
Lineage: Eukaryota; Fungi; Basidiomycota; Agaricomycetes; Sebacinales; Serendipitaceae
Source: the annotation of a GenBank genome assembly
AUGAAGUUGCUCCUGACCGCAUCGGGGCUCGCAGCGGUUGCUCGCGUGGCGGCAACAAAUGUGCCAUUGCACUUCCAAGUCUCCAAUAAUGAGCCUGGCUACGGUUUGUCUACUCGUGAACCGGGCUGGCAGCUUCAACUCGACCCCGUGUUCGACAUCCUGGGCCCAUUUCCGCAACAUGCAAGGGAGCAACACUACUUGAAUCCGCUUUAUCCACUAGAUUCCAGUGACUUGGACGAGUGGACUACGGGCACCAGAAAGCAAUACUACUCGAGUCUGGUGGAAAAUGGAAUGGUUGGCUGGUCAAAUGCGACUCUGCAAGAUGGAAAUUUGGCGGUUGCGUACCCGACCAUUGAUUGGAAGGCACUUCGAAGGACAGAAGGGUGGGCAGGUCUUCAGCACCAUACCCUUGCGCACAGCAAGCUUGUCCUUACCCCGAUUGAACAAGGGGAGAGCUGCACCCCGCCCAUGCUUCAAGCAGAGCUUCGCCAAGUCUCCUUCUUCGCGAUAUCUCCCGAGAUAACAGCUAAUCAUACGCUGAAGUGGCACGCUGGAAACAUCUAUGACCUUGCUCGCGCUCCAAUGGGGGUCAUGCCGUUUCCUACCGCCCCAAAGUGCAACGAAACUACAGUCUACCAUAUUUUUGCAUCGCUUGACUAUGAAAUACGACUCUUUGGUGAUCCGCUAGACGUCGAGAAAUCGGAGGCUCCCAUUCACCGCUCCUCGUUGAAAUUUUCAACCAUUGAUCCAUCAGACGGCAUCAGGCGAGAGCCAAAGCUGGACCUGAUUCCGGACUUGGUGGACGGAUGGUUGUUCUCGGAAGGGUUUAUUGGCUUGGGAUUCAUGUGCGGCAAUCAAUCAUGGGAGCUGGCAUCCAUCGAGUCCACAACAAAGGCAUUCCAUGCCGGAUCAUGGCUGCCUGUGCAAGUCAGGCUGGCUCCUGGCCAAGCUCGUGUUUUAGUCUUCACGCUCCACCAAAUCGAGCGCUACACUGGUGACAGUGUAUCCCUCUUGAUCCGUUUCAGAGACUCAAGGGGCGGUGCACCCUCCCUGGAAUUAGAUAUCACAAUUCCAAUGGUGCAGAAACCGGCCUGGACAGUCGACAGCGAAUAUGUGUACAAAGGCACAUAUCUACUUGCUGGCACUCCAACAUACUAUAUGGCAAAGCCGCCUAUAAAAUGCGAUCCACAAGCGCCUGUGGUGGUUGCUUUGCACGGCGCUGGCGUAGAAGCUGAUCAUCCUGUAUGGACAAGCUCUGUGCGAAGGCAGUCCUCCAGUUGGGUAGUCUUUCCAACAGGCGGGACGCCAUGGGGACUCGACUGGCAUGGGAUCAGCGCUAAGAGUGCAACCUCGUCGUUGCAGGCGCUGAGAGCGACUCUGCAUCUUCGCGAGGCAUGGAAUGCCUGCCCUACCAUGGAACAACGCAUGAUUCUGAUAGGCCAUUCUAACGGCGGUCAAGGGGUCUGGUAUAUAGCUUCACGAUUCCCCUCUGGUGUCCUGGCUGCCGUUCCCGCUGCUGCGUACAUCAAGUCUCAGCAAUACGUUUCAACAGGACUAUCACACGGGGCACAUUUUGCAGACGUGACUUUAAGAGCGAUCCUGGAUGCUACGUUGCAGCCAGAUGAUAACGACCUAUUCCUCACGAAUCUAGUUUCCACACCAAUUCUCGCUGUUCAUGGAGGAAACGACCGAAAUGUGCCAACUUGGCACAGUCGCGAGCUCGUCUCUGUUGUAAAACAUUGGUAUCCAAACGCGAACGUCAGCUUUCACGAGGUGCCCAAUAAGCCACAUUGGUGGAAUGAGGUACUUGCCAGCCAAGAAGUUCAAAAUUUCAUUGAUGGCGCAGUGGCAAACCUUCCUUCCGUCGAGCCUCCCUCACAGUUGACCGUCACUACGGCUCUGCCCAGCGAAAGUGGUCAUGUUUGGGGCAUAUCUAUUGCGCAAAUGUCAGUACCAGGCAGAUUGGGGAGGAUUUUCGUUUCAAGAAAGGAUGACAAGCUCUUCAUUUCCACGGCGAACGUUCAAAUCUUCAAUAUCAGAUUUGACCUAUGGGAGAAGCCGUUUCGCUUGGAAUUUUUGGAGGUGGACGGAGUUGAAAUUGCGAGUCACUGGGUAGGAGGCGAGAAAUGGUUUAUCAAGAAGGAUAAUGCAUGGGAGCCCACUCUGUUCCCGACAGAGCUACCCCGUCUUACGGGACCAAUGUCCCAAAUCCUUUCCAAUGGUCCGCUGUUCAUCAUCAUACCACGGAAGCAACCAAAGCUUCUCGAUAUGGCGCUCAGAAUAUCCUUCAAUCUUCUCACUUAUCUUCGCGUCGACUCACAAGUCAUGUUUGACGACGAUGAGAGUCACAAUCUGAAUCGGUGCGUUCCUAUGAUGAUAUUCGGCGGUCGGGAAAAUAAAUUUGGUGAAUCGAUUCUCGCCAAGCGCCCCUCGGAGUUCAAAUUUACAGAUCGAGGCUGGACGCUUCGAGGGCAUGAAUAUUCUGAGCCUGGUUUGGGUGUUGCGUUUUUACACCCUCACCGACCGCGUUGCUCGCAAUUGACGCUCUUCACAUCCGCGACCGAUGAUGCUGGUUGGGAGAGAAUCUUGCGUCUACUCCCCUUGAGAACUGGAAUCGCCACUCCGGAAUGGAUCAUUACCGGUCCUAACACUGAUAGAAUGGGAGUAGGGGGUCUCCUGGGAGCGGGGUUCUGGGGGAACGAUUGGGAAUGGAACGAGGUCAUGUCCUGGACUCAAAGGUAG